AUGUCGGAAAUAACAUUAUCUGUCCCGCAUGAGACUGGCACCCAGAACCACCCAGCAGUACCGGAAAAUCAAGGUAUUGUUAGCCCUGUUCCAAGUGAUAUCUGCUGCAGACUUUGGAUGCCUUUCUUCCUACGACAAAAAGUGCUUUACACAUUCGUCCUGGUCUACUUUACUCUCAUUGUAAUAAUGGGGGGUUUGUUCUGGUACUCCACAACACAUCAAGGACUUCUUACAGCGGACCCUGACCGUUUCAUAUUUUGGCAAUAUGCCCCUACCGCAGUAUUUACAAUCAUCGCAGCAUUCUGGGGCCAAGUUGAGUACAGAACAAAGCAGCUCGCACCGUGGAAAAUAAUGGCUUCACCCCAAAAAGCUCAGCAUAGCAUCUUACUGGACUUUAUUUCCCCUCUCAGCAUCGUCACGUUCUACAAAGCAGCAAAGACCCCCGGAUGUAGAGCUGUUGCACUCGCCACCGCAGUUGGAUUAUUGAUUAAGCUAGUUACCGUACUCACUACCGGACUUUUUGUCCUACAAUAUACAGCUAUACAGGUACCGACGGAGAUGACCACGCUGACAAAUUUUGGUGGACCCAACACGACACUUUUCGACCACAAAAUGGUUGAUCGGCGGGCUGCCAUUAGAGUCUAUGGUAUCGGCAACUAUAGCUUACCACAGCCUUCUGGAACAUACGAACAAUACACAUACCAGAUGUUCAACAAUACUAAAGACUGGUUUCGCAGCUUACAAGUUCAAGGCUCCCAGGCGAUAGCCAACAUAACAGCAGACAUCAGUGUCUUUUCUGCUAGGGCAGAGUGUGAGCCUCUUACGGUGCGGCAGAUCGACAGUGCAACACAUUGGGUUGAUUCCCACAAACUCCACGAAAAUGGCACCGCAACACACGAACUUUUCGCCGACCAAUACUUCGUGAAGCUUUACUUUACUUUAAGCUCGAAGACUUGCAGUGUCAUAAAGCAUGGAAACUUAUGGAAUACCCAGAAGCGCCACAAUAAGUUUGGAACGGAUAAUAACGAAGAUUUCGAAGCCUUCAACGAAAUGAUAUGUGACGAUGAAGACCCGCGCUUCCUGGUAUUGUCGACUAGAACCAACGUCACAUAUACGAAAACUGCUCUUCCAAAGCAUCUAGCGAGCCUCACCGGAGUCGCCUGCAAACCUAGCUAUGCCAUAUUCUCUGGGACAGUUACACUUAACGGGAACAGCUCUAUCAACUCAACUCCGAGAAUAUAUAUCCCUCCUGAUGCAGAACCGUCAAGUUUACCAGGGGUUUCAGCAUCGGAAUUGUUCAAAGCCGUCGCGGCAUCCCACGAAUCUCAGUCAAAUCCGAACGAAGUUUUGGACCUACUCGAAUAUUUUGCAGCAAUUGCAUCCGGUCUAAGCCAAGAAGACAUUCUCUCUGAUAUAAAACUUUUUGCAAAAAUAACUCAGGAGUUUUUUUCCAGGGUAUCCGCACAGCUGGCAAAUAUAUAUUUCACCAUCCCAUCAUCUACAAAGUUUUCUGGCUCAUCUAUAGAGAUGCAAAACCGCCUUGUUAUCCGUCUAGAAGGAUUUCUUCCAGUCGAAGCUCUGUUGGCAUUCAUGGGUGUCUUGACAGCCUUUAUAAUACGCCUUCGUCCAAACACUGUGGUGUCUUGCGAUCCUGGGCCAGUUAUAGGCAUAGCCUCGAUCCUGGCACGGUCCAAUAGGCUACUUAAAACACUGGAAGGGACUGGAAAUGCAUCUUUACAAUCUAUCGAAAACAGAGUUUAUGGCAAACGGUACAGCGUUUUCUCCAAUGGGAAAUUUGGUAUCUCGGAAACACCGACAUCUGUCUGGAGCAUCCGGCCUCGAACUAUGACCGAAGAUGUGUGGUUCUCGCCAAUUGCACUCUCUCUCCCGUUUAAAGUCACUCUCGUUACUGUUCCAAUAGCUAUCUGUAUAGCACUGGAAGUUAUACUUCAAAAGUCGCGAGCGCAGAACGGCUUCACGGAUAUCGCCCACGACGAGUAUAUUCACUAUUCAUUCACAAUUAUUCCAACGAUGACGUUAGUCGCCGUCGGGAUGUUUUUUACCGCCCUUGAUUUUUCGAUCAAAGUUUUUCAGCCAUAUUAUCUGCUACGCCGAAGAGCUACUUCAAUUAUCCCAAUCAGCUAUACCUCUAUGGGAAAACUUAGCAUCUAUUGCCUCUGGGAUGCCUUGCAACAGCGGCAAGUCGCUCUAUCAUGCGUUUCGUUAUGCAUGAUACUAGCGCCUUUUCUUACAAUCGCCGCUAGCGGGAUGUUCUUUACUGCGGCUGUUACUCAGAGACACAACAUACAACUCUCAGAACUAAGCCUUGUAUCUGAAGAAACAUGGUACAGUAAUGCUAGUGCCAUAGCUAGUGCUAUAGCAGGAACCCAGCGAGGAUAUGUGAUUGCAGACCUGGUUUUGUUAGACAACUUAAGCACGCCACUACUUACACAUGAGAACCUCGUGUUCCCCUUGGUGGAUUUUACCGUUAGUUCGGAUAAAGAAUUCAGCGGCCGGCUCAGCACAGCAGAGAAAAAUGCACAGAUUCCUGCAUACAGAGCUCGCUCGAAUUGCACUUUACUCCCGCACGAAAUGAUCACAAAUAUGACUUAUUUUUCAGAUCAAAAACCACCUUUUCAACAAUACUAUACACGCUUCGACGCGCAUGCCUCAAAAGGAUGCGGCUGGGCAACCAACGAGACUGUUGAUCUUAAUACACGAAUUAUGAACAACUCUUACUUCGGUGGUUGGAGGACUAGAACGGACGGGCGCGUCGAUUGGCCCUGGUGCCCAAAUGCAUGGGCUGUUUUCGGCUAUGUUGGACAAAAGCACGUCGAGGAUAUCACGGUCGCAUAUUGCAAGCCUUUCAUGGAAAAAGUCCUGACAAAUGUUACAUUUCUCGCCAAGGACUUUUCCUUGGUUCUGAGCAAGCCUCCUAUACCCGAUGAAGCCACGGCAACAUUUGUUCAAAAUAUCUCCAUCGGCGCCAUUAAGAGUGGAUACAUAGGCGAGAACAAUACACCUUCUUCAGUUCUAGAAGGUCUCUUUAGCAUUAUGUUAUAUGGGAAAAAUGGCACACGUCCUGAAGAAUUGGUCGGACCGACAGGCCACGAAAAACUUAUUACUGCCAUCGAGCGCUCAUACGGUCAAGUUUUAGCUCAGGUUUUCAACACUAAUCGCAACCCUCCACUACCCGCUACAGCACCAAUGAAGGCUGUUUUAGAGGUGCCUUACGGCUUGAGACUCAAACAAAGCGAGAUUUCCACGCGAAUUCUCCAAGGCCUGCUCGGAGCCAUGACUAUAUGUGCUGCGAUCACGUUCGCCACUAUGGAUACUCGCCGAGUGCUACCCAAGGAUCCAUGCAGCAUUGCAGCAGUGGCGAGCUUGUUUGCCGGCGCUGACAUGAUGGGAAAGGACGUUAUACCGGAAGGAACGGAGCAGUUGACUGUCAAAGAGAUCAAAGAGAAGGGCAUCUUCGAUGGCUAUCUAUUUAGUAUGGGAUGGUGGAGCAGUGGAAGGUUUGGGAUUGACAUUGGAAAAGCGGAUAAGGAGAAACCAGAAUGA
This is a messenger RNA of Aplosporella prunicola CBS 121167, 3564 nucleotides long. RefSeq lists its product as uncharacterized. Lineage: Eukaryota; Fungi; Ascomycota; Dothideomycetes; Botryosphaeriales; Aplosporellaceae. The transcript is spliced from 3 exons. The record is from RefSeq and is a predicted model, not a curated record. Bases 1 to 3564 code for a protein of 1187 amino acids.